CAGGUAAGUAGUGGUCUCCGAUCGUUUGAAAAGCGAGCGGCCCGCAGCCGCCGCACCGGACGGGAGACAUGCGCAGCAAGCAGCAGCCGAGGCCUUCUUUUCGGUGGCCGCAGCAACGCGGCGAUAAUCUUACCGGGGAGGACGGAGUCGAAGGCUCAGGGCCCGGCGCGGACCUCCAGGCGGAGGAAGGCGACUGCGUGGAGGAUGACGGCCUAAUUAGUCCUAGCGAGAGGGGUUGCACGACGGCAGCCAAAGAGGAAGAGGAUGGGGACGCGACCGACGAAGAAGACGACGAGGACGCAUCGCCGCCCACUCCGCCGCCUUCCGCAACCGCGAGACUGAAUCCUGCUAUUUUAAGGGACACUGGACCGCCGGACAGAGAGCCAAUGAGCCCGCGCUGUCCUUCCAGAGAUUCUCGGGAAUCGUCCGGCCCGGCGACCGGAAGUCCUCCGCCACCAGCAACGAGGAGCAGCGCAAGCCCGGUCAGCCCGAGUGGAAUCGUGCAGCUGCCGCUCGGCAGCCAUCCGUUGCUACCGCCUCAUUCGGCCGCAAUGAUGGCAGCGUACCUGCAACAGACCCACCAGAGACUGCUGCUCGGCCAUUCGCCGCUGUCGCGCGGCUCCGUGUCACCGUUGGUAUCGUCCUCGUGCUCACCACCGGCUGCCACCCCCGGUCUACUCGUCUCGCCGAGCAGCGUUGGCGAGGUCUCGCCAUCGGCCACACCGUUGCCUGCCGUGCUCGAUUUCAGCACGAGGAAAGCGUCAUCGACGGAGGACGACGAGGAGGAGCAGAUACUGAAUCUGAGCAAGCCACCAACUCCGUCCUCCGCCGCGGAGGCGAAUAACGGCCCGUUGGAUCUGUCGGUACCAAGCAGAAAGCGACCAGGCCCGGAAGACUCGCCACCAUUGCCAGUCCGCAAGUCGUCCAGGUUGUCGGCAAGCAGCGCGGCAGCAGCGGCGGCGGCGGCUGCAGCCGCCGCUGCCCACCAGGAGGCCGCCCAAGCUGUAAGCGCGGCAGGUUUCGGCCGACCACCGGUCGUCUCGCCAUGGACAUCGCCGGUGGUCGCUUCCCACUUUCCGUACUUUGCGGCCGCAGUGGCCGCGGCGGCAACUAGUCAGCAGCAACUCUCGCCGAAGAGCACCGCCGGUGUAGUGGAGCAUCAUCAGCAACUGUGGAACGGCAAGAUGAAGCCGCCGUCCGUGGCGCUGGACAAGUCGUAUCAGCCGAGCGAGGCGACCAAGGCGCUGGAGAAGAUGAGCGAACUGAGCAAGCUUGGCGGCGAGGAUCUAUUCGCGAGAUCGAGUUCGAGCGCGGGGGCGAGCGGCGGGGCGGGCGGUGCAGCAGCAGUCGCAGCCGCGGCAGCAGCAGCAGCGGUAGCUGGCAAUGCGACCGCUGGUACCACGUCCGGCAGCCGACACAGUGCCUGGCAGUCCCACUGGUUGAACAAGGGCGCCGACCAAGCCAAGGACGUGCUCAAGUGCGUGUGGUGCAAGCAGAGCUUCCCCACGCUGGCCGCGAUGACGACGCACAUGAAGGAGGCGAAACACUGCGGCGUGAACAUGCCUGUGCCAGCAGCAGCGGCCGCGCUCCAUCCGCAGCCACCGAGCGUGGCUGGUAUCGCAGCGCCACAGCAACAGCCGCACCAGCCGCACCAGCCGCAAAACGUCGGGUCCGGAAACAACGGGGGUGGGUCCGGCGGGGGUGGCGGGGGCGGUGGUUCGGGCGCCGUUGGCACACCGAGCAGCAAACAGAGUCCAUCCGAGUUGAAUCUGUUGAUCAAAGAGACGAUGCCACUGCCGAGGAAGUUGGUGAGAGGUCAGGACGUUUGGUUGGGCAAGGGCGCCGAGCAGACCAGGCAGAUACUCAAGUGUAUGUGGUGCGGACAGAGUUUUCGCUCGCUCGCCGAGAUGACGUCGCACAUGCAGCAGACUCAGCACUACACCAACAUCAUCUCUCAGGAGCAGAUCAUCUCGUGGAAGUCGUCGGACGAGAACAAGGGUGGCAGCGGUGGAAGUGGGGGAAGCGGCGGGGGUGGCGGCGGAGGAGGCAGCGGAUCGGUAACCGGUGCCACCGGCGGUGGGGGCGGCGCGGUAGCGGCUGGUGGCGCGUCCGGACCACACGCUGGUAACACCACCGGUCCUGGUUCCGGCGCCACCAGCAGCCACGUGAGCGCCGUGCUCACGUGCAAGGUGUGCGACCAGGCGUUCAGCUCGCUGAAAGAACUGAGCAACCACAUGGUGAAAAACUCUCACUACAAAGAGCACAUAAUGCGCUCGAUCACGGAGAGCGGCGGACGACGACGACAGACGCGAGAGAAACGUAAAAAGUCGCUGCCGGUGAGGAAGCUGUUGGAGCUGGAGCGCGCGCAGAACGAGUUCAAGAAUGGAGAUGCGGCGACCGGGCUGAGCCACAGCCUCGGUAAGCACGCUGGUCGGAUCACGUGCGAGAAGUGCGGUGAGAAGAUCGAGACGACCAUCUUCGUCGAUCACAUACGCCAGUGCAUCGGCGCGGGUACCGUGGGAGCGAACCAGCGAAACUUUCUGAAAAACGCGUUGAUGUCGAAUCACCUACCUGCCACAUUGCCACCGACCGAAACUGGCCGAAAGAGCGUCACCGAGGACGGCUCUUCGGUGUCCUCGAGACACCAUCGGUCACCGUCGUCGGCCAGCGAUGCGACCACUCCGGGGAAGGACACGCCGACGCCUAACACCGGUGAGACCACCGGUAGCUCAUCGCCGUCCGUGUUGAACGCUAUCGAGAAACUGAUCGAGAAAAGUUUCGACUCUCGCGUCAGGCAUGGAACACCGGGCCUGCAUCACGCUCAACCGGGUGCUCCGAUGGGCACCAGCAUUUUGAAGCGGCUGGGCAUCGACGAGAGCGUGGAUUACACGAAACCGUUGGUCGAUCCGCAGACGAUGAACCUUCUACGCUCGUAUCAGCAGCAACAUCAGCAGCAACAGCAGCAGCAACACUACGCGACGAGCACGGCCGCACGGCGGGAACGCAGUGGAAGCGAGUCGAGUUCGGUCUCGGAACGAGGAAGCGCCGGUAGAACCGACACGAUGACACCAGAGAGACGCGUGGACCUGCACUCGGUGGAUACCAGGCAUUCCCACCAUCACCGAGUCACGCCGGACAAACAGCUAGUCUCGCAAAACUUGUCCACCGGCCGCCACCAUCCGACCACUGAGGAAUCCGGCGACGAAGAUUCAACAACGACUGCGUCUGCCUCCGCCUCUGCCUCCGUUGCAGCGACAGCAACGACGAACGUAGUCGUGAAGAAGGAACCACGAGACGAGGAGUCGGAGGAGCGCGUGGCGAACGAAGACGAGCAACAACAACAACAACAACAACAACAGCAGCCUCAAUCGCAGUCGCAGUCGCAAACGAAUCGCUCGGAGGUGUUCGUGAAGAAGGAAAUCGUGGACGAUUGCCGGGACGAGGACGAUCAACAAAACUCGUUCAAUCAUCAUCGACGAAGCAGCCUGCACGAAGGAUCGGAGGAAGGCCGGGAGGUGAUGUCGCCUCGUAUGAACCCACCAACGCCGAGAUCGAGCGGCCAGCCGGAGCAAAUUGCGCGCAGCCCCUGCAGGAACAGCACGAGCAGCCCGACGAGCAGCGAUCGGUCGGUAACGCCGCGCGGAACACCCGACACAAAGGGUUCGAGCAGCCUUGGCGCGCUCUCUUCCAUGUUCGACAGUCUGUCCGGUGGCGGAGGAAGCGGAGGCGGCGGCGGUGGUGGUGGUGGUGGUGGUAGCGGCGGUGGCGGUGGCGCUGGCGGCGGAGGAGGCUCGAGCUCGAACGCAAUCGACUCUCAGGGACGGAAAACCAGCAGCCACCCGUUGGCUGCGCUGCAAAAGCUUUGUGACAAAACGGAAACGCGAGGAACGAGCAGCAGCGCGGCCCGAUCUGGUGGCAGCGGUCCUGGAUCUGCGUCCGGUCUUAGCGCAGCGGCUGGAAGCGGUGUAGGCGCGACCGGGCCCAGCUCCGGGACGGCUCCAGGAGCGAUUCUAGCGUUCAGCUGGGCGUGCAACGACGCCGUCGUCACCGCCGACUCGAUCAUGAAGUGCGCCUUUUGCGACACACCGUUCAUCUCGAAGGGCGCCUACAGGCAUCACUUGUCCAAGAUGCACUUCGUCAAGGAUGGUGUAAUCCCCGACCCAUUGACGAUCGGCCGGUCAGCAGCAGCUGCUGCAGCCGCGGCUGCUGCUGCUGCAGCGGCUGCAGCAGCGGUCUCACAGACGUCGGCUACCGGGCCAUCGCCGGCCGGUCAUAGUUCUUCCUCACCACCUACGUCGCAGCGCAACAAGUCGCCGCCGCUUCCGCAGGCGAACGGCAGCCCGUCGCAGUCAGCGGCCUCGCCUCUCGAGGAGAGUCCGCACUCGAAAUUUCUCAAGUAUACGGAGCUGGCCAAACAGUUGUCCAGCAAGUACGUAUAGUCCGAGCCCCGUAAGUAGCGGUGCCACUUGUACAUAAGUGUAUCUAUACUGUAACGACUGUAACUAAGCGACGCGACCGGAACACCUAAUUUCACACCUCCUUCGAGACGCCUCCUCCGCCUCCAUGGGCCCACAUCCAUCCCUUUCGUUCGUCCGAACCGCGAUUCCGUUGUUCCGUUGUUCCCCCAACGCAUCUUUUCGCUCCUUCGUCGUUUCGUCCAACUCUUCCCUUCUCCGUGUUCUCCUUGCACCCGUCGAGGGGGCUCCCUCUCUCGGCGGGUGGGCCGUUUCAAUCGGACUCGAACUCGAAACACACUCGUGUCGACAUCGGGACGAUCGAGUCGCGCGACGAACAAUGUGGGACAGAGGGGGUUGAUUGUCGAACGUGCGUUGAUUAAAUUGUGAUGCCACCAUAUCUCGCGGCACUGCUGAGUCAAAAGGGGCUCGGCGAGCGGCAAAGUUUGUGAUUUUAUAAAUACUUAAGGACAUUUACGACCGGCGUCGAGAGAGAAACAGAAAGAGAGAGAGAGAGAGAGAGAGAGAGAGAGAGAGAAAGUGACUCGAGAGCGCGAAUGGGAAUCUAUGGUGUGUAUGUCUGUGUGUAUGUCUGUGGGUGAAUCUGCACAAGUGAAGAGACAGAAAGAGAGAGAGAGAGAGAGAGAGAGAGAGAGAGAGAGAGAGAGAAGUAUGGCAGCAAGGAUGAGACUAAAAUUUUUCCAAGGUGUAGGACAGGGAGGCUUAACCUAUCACACACAGCUGUCGUAAGGUCAGAUCAGCAUGUAUACCUCUAGAACGUAAGAGCGUAGUUGAUUAGCGCAUAGGCUAGGCUAGGGGUCCGCCCUUGUAUAGGAAUCUCUUUGUUGAUACUUAGAGCUGCGAAGCCGGUGAGAUCGCGUUUUUUCCGGGGGGGGGGAGGGGGGAGGGGGUAAGAAUCGAACCUCGUCCGAAAAGAAAAAAAUGAAAAAAGAAAAAAAGGAGAGAGAGCGAGAGAGGAAAGGGAAAAACCAGAGUCAACCAGUGAGAGUUCGCGAUAAGAACCGGGAGAGGGGGAGGGGGGUACGACGACGAGAACGGAGAGUGAAAGAGAGAGAAAGAGAGAGAGUGAAAGUGAGAGAAAAUGAGAGAGAGAGAGAGAGAGAAAAUAAAGGAGAGCAUCGAGAGCAACGAGCAACUACAACACGGUGCAAUAGCAGCGAGGACCGCGGUGUGUUUUAGGGCACCGCUCACG
Messenger RNA from Frieseomelitta varia, 5667 nucleotides. RefSeq names its product protein tiptop (gene tio). The record is from RefSeq and is a predicted model, not a curated record. Gene Ontology annotation, biological process: regulation of transcription by RNA polymerase II. Bases 69 to 4439 code for a protein of 1456 amino acids. NCBI's taxonomy places the organism in Eukaryota, Metazoa, Arthropoda, Insecta, Hymenoptera, Apidae. Gene Ontology annotation, molecular function: DNA-binding transcription factor activity, RNA polymerase II-specific; DNA binding. The transcript is spliced from 3 exons. Gene Ontology annotation, cellular component: nucleus.